UAAAAAAGCUAAUCUAGAUCUUUAUAACAUAAAAUGUUCUUGAUUGACCUACUAUGCAACCAGUACUUCUUACUAUUCUUCCUCGUACAAGGCUGUACAGCCUUGUACCUGGUAAGAACAGCUGUGAAGAAGUGAGAGCCUUUGUCAAAGACAAGGGUGCAAGUCCCAGCACUUGAGAGGAAAGAUGUGAAGAAAUGGAAUGUGGUGGAGUUUUAUGUGGUUGGAUUUUUUUUGCUUUUUAUGAGAGUUUUUAUGACGGUAGGGCUGUUUGUGUGAUUUUGAUUGACCACGAUGGUGAUUACGAGGAAGUAUGAUCUUAUGAAACCUCUGCCGUAUGAAGUGAGAGCGAGGUGCCAGUGGUGGGCUAGGUGGAUGUGUAGAGGAUUCUUGUUCUUUGCAGGAUUUAUGUGGAUUGAUGAAAAAGAUAUCCAAGUUGAUUAUUCUGAAUAUUUAGGACCUAAUUAUGACAAAAGAGAAAGGCCUAGUCUUCUUGUAUCUAAUCAUUCCUCAUGGGUUGACAUCAUCCUCUUUAUGUACUGUAAAUAUUUCCCUAGCUUUGUGAGUAAAGAAGUACUUAGUAAAACUCCUUUGGUGAAAGUUGUCGGAAGAAUGCUCAAUUGCUUGUACGUUGACAGAGAGACUAGCAAAGACAACAAGGAUAAAAUAAUACAAGAUAUUAUCCAAAGACAAGUCUUAAUGGAGGAAGGAAAAGAUAAAUUCCCACUUAUAAUCUACCCCGAAGGCACAACUUCGAAUGGUUUCGGCAUGAUGGAGUUUAAAAGAGGAGCUUUUGUAUCUUCAAAACCUAUCAAACCCAUUAGCGUAAAAUAUAGAGGUCGUAAUUUCCACCCGACAUAUGAAGUGCUGCCUUUCUUGUCUCAUUUUGUUCUUCUUCACUGCCAACUUUUCUCCUCACUAGAGAUCCAAUAUUUCCCCAUUUUUGUGCCCAACGAUUACAUGUAUGAAAACACAAAGUUUAAAUUUCAGGACAAGAAAGAGUUGGUUUACGGUGAGACUAUCAGAAAGAUAAUUGAAGAUAACUCAGGGAUCAAAAGGACCGACACCACUCUUAAGGACAAGAAGCAGCUCCUGGAGACUCUGUACAACCAAAAAGGUUUUAACUAGCUGACGUACUUGCAAUUUUG
This is a messenger RNA of Moneuplotes crassus, 1145 nucleotides long. NCBI's taxonomy places the organism in Eukaryota, Ciliophora, Spirotrichea, Euplotida, Euplotidae. The record is from the annotation of a GenBank genome assembly.